Molecule: messenger RNA, 2604 nt
Organism: Poecile atricapillus (Black-capped chickadee)
Lineage: Eukaryota; Metazoa; Chordata; Aves; Passeriformes; Paridae
Gene: PLPPR4
Product: phospholipid phosphatase related 4
Exons: 7
Coding region: 38-2197 (719 amino acids)
Biological process (GO): signal transduction; axonogenesis; phospholipid dephosphorylation
Molecular function (GO): phosphatidate phosphatase activity
Source: RefSeq, a predicted model, not a curated record
GCUUGGCCGCGGGGCCGCCGCCCGCAGCCCCGCCAGCAUGUCCGCGAAGGAGCGGCAAAAGGGCAAAGUGACCAAGGAUAGCGUCACCCUCCUGCCCUGCUUCUACUUCGUGGAGUUGCCCAUAUUGGCAUCUUCUGUUGUUAGCCUCUAUUUUCUUGAACUUACUGAUGUCUUCAAGCCAGUUCACUCUGGAUUUAAUUGCUAUGACAAGAGUCUGAGUAUGCCAUAUAUUGAACCUACACAAGAGUCUGUUCCCUUCUUGAUGUUGCUUAGUCUGGUUUUUGCUGGACCAUCAAUUACGAUAAUGAUAGGAGAAGGAAUUCUCUACUGUUGCCUGUCCAAAAGAAGAAAUGGGAUUGGAACAGAGGCCAAUAUUAAUGCAGGAGGAUGCAACUUCAAUUCUUUUCUUAGAAGAGCUGUCAGAUUUGUUGGUGUUCAUGUGUUUGGUCUUUGUGCAACUGCUCUUGUUACUGAUAUUAUACAGCUAUCAACAGGAUAUCAGGCACCAUAUUUCCUGACUGUUUGCAAGCCUAACUAUACAUCUUUAAAUGUAUCUUGCUCAGAGAAUUCAUAUGUUGUGGAAGAUAUUUGCUCAGGAGCUGAUCUCAAUAUCAUCAACGCUGGAAGAAAGUCAUUCCCCUCUCAGCAUGCCACCCUGGCAGCCUUUGCAGCAGUGUACAUUUCGAUGUACUUCAAUUCUACAUUAACAGACUCCUCAAAACUUCUUAAACCACUCUUGGUUUUCGCCUUUAUCAUCUGUGGAAUUAUAUGCGGUCUGACUCGUAUCACCCAGUAUAAGAAUCACCCAGUUGAUGUUUACUGUGGCUUUCUCAUAGGAGGAGGAAUUGCUCUCUAUUUGGGCCUGUAUGCUGUGGGGAACUUCUUACCAAGUGACGAGAAUGUGUUUCACCAAAAUUUUCACAGAGAACCUCUAAGGUCAUUGACAGACCUCAGUCAAGAUGCCAGCAGAAUCCUGCCAGGUAAAAACGGCGGCAGCAGCGAUGGCAUUGUCUCUCACCGUACAGAAGGUAUCCUGAAUAGAAACCACAGAGAUUCGGGCUCUCUGACCAAUCUCAAGAGAGCAAAUGCUGAUGUAGAAAUAAUAACACCACGAAGCCCAAUGGGAAAGGAGAACAUGGUUACUUUCAGCAACACUUUGCCAAGAGUCAACACACCAUCCUUGGAAGAUCCAGCAAGACGAAAUGCAACAAUACACGCAUCAAUGGAUUCUGCCCGUUCCAAACAGCUGCUGUCCCAGUGGAAGAACAAGAAUGAAAGUCGAAAGUUGUCACUGCAGGUAAUAGAGACUGAAUCUGGCCAGUCACCACCAAGGGCUAUCGAAAUGAGGUCAAGCUCAGAACCUUCCAGAGUGGGUGUAAAUGGUGAUCAUCAUGGCCCAACUACCCAAUACCUGAAAAUCCAACCUGGCAGUGUACCAGGUUGUAACAACUCAGGUCUUACUGGUGGGCCAAGGGUCUCUAUUCAGUCCCGUCCUGGCUCAUCUCAGCUAGUACACAUUCCUGAAGAGACUCAGGAGAACGUGAACUCAUCACCUAAAACUAGUUCAGCUAGAGCUAAAUGGCUGAAAGCUGCUGAGAAGAGUGUUGCAUGCAGGAGUAAUAGCCAGCCAAGAAUCAUGCAGGUAAUAGCCAUGUCUAAGCAGCAAGGGGUGCUUCAGGGCAGUCCAAAGAGUUCAGAGGGAAGCACAGUGACCUGUACAGGAGCCAUCAGAUAUAAAACCUUGACAGACCAUGAGCCAAGCAGCAUUGUUAGAGUUGAGGCCCAUCCAGAAAAUAACAGACCUGUAAUUCAGAUGCCAUCAGAAGGUGAAGGAAGUGGGUCAUGGAAAUGGAAAGGUCCUGAAAAAGUCACUCUUCGUCAAACAUACGAGCUAAAUGAUCUUAACAGAGACUCUGAGAGCUGUGACUCCUUAAAAGACAGUUAUGGGUCAGGUGACAGGAAAAGAAGCAACAUAGAUAACGCUGAGCAUCACCAUCAUGGAAUCACUACGAUAAGAGUCACACCAGUGGAAGGAAGUGAGAUUGGCUCAGAGACUCUGUCCAUUUCUUCUAGCCGGGACUCAACACUUCGAAGAAAAGGUAACAUCAUUUUAAUCCCUGAGAGAGGGAGCAGUCCAGAGAACACCAGAAACAUCUUCUAUAAAGGCACAUCCCCCACACGAGCAUACAAGGAUUAAGAGGAGACAUAUCAACUGGUCCAUACCACCACAAAGUAAACACAUCUUGACACAGGUUCUGCUCCCUUUGUUUUGAGCUGAUAUUUACCUUUAUGUGCCAAAAUAUUGACCAGCAGCCCUGCAUUGCUGAUGUGCAAUGUGCAUGAGCCUGUGAACAGCAUGUGGUGGGGGGAAAAGCACAAUGCCAGAACUAAUGUGAAGCAUUUUCAUGCAACUUGUUUCUUCAGAUUCAAAACAUAUAUCUGAGGGUGAUGAUGUCAAUUAAAAGAAUGGUCUUGAACACAGACACUGUAUUUCCUGAAUGUGCCAACCUUUUAUUUUAUAUUUGUGUCCAAAAUUUACUGACUUUUUCACAGCAAAGGUUGUAUCAGUGGUAUAUAUUCAUCUUGGCAGAAUUUGCACCAAAU